CUUUAUCAGUCGUUUAAAAACCAUAUUUGCGAUUGGUAAAGAUAACACAAGAGACUCUGCGAUAAUGGAUAGGAGACAAUUGGCGGACUGGAAACGACUCCUGCGUGUGAUGGAGAUGGUCGCCGAAUUACCAAUCUACCACCAGAGAGGAAGAGGAGGCGGUGGUAGAAGAGGUAGAGGCAGUAGGGGUCGCGGUACGGAUGGAGGGAGAGGCCGCGGCACCUACAGGAGGUACAAAUGGUGGCGGGGAAGGAGGGCGGCGGUGAAGGCGCCGGUGGUGCAGGAGGCGGGGGCGUCUACGCAAGGGGUACCGGAGGCGCCUCCAGCAGAGGCCGUCCGGCCAAACGAGGUGGUGGUUGAGGAGGAAACAAGGAUGGACGUGGCGGGCCCAGCACCCUCUCCACCUCUGAAAAAAAAAAUUGAAUAAAGGGAUUGAAACGAU
Molecule: messenger RNA, 442 nt
Organism: Coccinella septempunctata (seven-spotted ladybird)
Lineage: Eukaryota; Metazoa; Arthropoda; Insecta; Coleoptera; Coccinellidae
Exons: 4
Coding region: 65-427 (120 amino acids)
Source: RefSeq, a predicted model, not a curated record